CCGGAACCAUGACUCUUGGGGCUCGGGCUGCUAGUCUGUCCUUGCGGCUCCUUCUCUUAGGAGCCUUUUGGAGGCUCCAUGGACCUCCAAAAGCCAGACGAGUUCCAGAGAACGACUCCUGGACAGGAGCAGGAACUGGGGAAGAAGCAGAGGUUGACUCCAGACGGAACACGCCGAGACGUAUGGUCUCAGGUUUGGAAUUGGGAGGCAGGGAAACAAAUGUCGGGAGGAUAUCCAUCAUCCAGCCAGAUGCACUCCCUGCGCCUCCUGAGCCAGAACGAGCCCUACAAGAUCUUCAUGAGUAUGAGCGACAACACGCGCCCCUCCCAGCCCCUGCUGCAGCGCUGCAUCCGCACCAACAUCAACUUCAGCAAGCAGGGCCGCGACUGCCCCAACAACCGCGCUCUGCGCCCCCAGUACAGAGGUAAUAUGGAGGGGAAAGAAGUGGUCAACCCACCGUGACACAGAUACAUGACAUUUAAAUGUUCUGGAAAGUUCCUUCUACAGCUUUAGCCUUUAUUUUAUCUCAUGAAGUCCCUAAUUGACACACCCUGAACAGUCUGGUGCGUCAUGGUCCAGGUCAUGUGAUUUUGUGUUCCCAUAACAACAUGUCCAUGUGUCAGGCUAACACAGAGCUAGCUACAUUUCAAAAGCUUUUUUUGUUUGUUGCUAAAGGUAAAAUUCAAGCCAUUUAAGAAUUAAAAUGCUUACAUAACAUGUCCUUUAUUUCAUUUAAGCUGUUGUGAAAACAUUU
This is a messenger RNA of Notothenia coriiceps (black rockcod), 754 nucleotides long. Its product is annotated as carbonic anhydrase-related protein 10-like. The coding region runs from base 79 to 462 and encodes 127 amino acids. Gene Ontology annotation, molecular function: carbonate dehydratase activity; zinc ion binding. Lineage: Eukaryota; Metazoa; Chordata; Actinopteri; Perciformes; Nototheniidae. Gene Ontology annotation, biological process: one-carbon metabolic process. The transcript is spliced from 2 exons. The record is from RefSeq and is a predicted model, not a curated record.